Messenger RNA from Gigantopelta aegis, 3280 nucleotides. Its product is annotated as testis-expressed protein 45-like. The record is from RefSeq and is a predicted model, not a curated record. The transcript has 8 exons. NCBI's taxonomy places the organism in Eukaryota, Metazoa, Mollusca, Gastropoda, Neomphalida, Peltospiridae. Bases 143 to 1591 code for a protein of 482 amino acids.
AAGAAUGCUAUUGACUUAUUGACUUAUUGACAUUUUAUGUGCUAUCUCUCAAAGGAUAUAUAAAAUAAAUAUUGUCACAGGAUUUAAAGGAUAUGUUCAUGCUCGGUUGAGAUAUAUUGCUAUACGACUGACAGACAUCAAAAUGCCUUCUCAUGACACUGUAGGCUUCUCCACUUCACGCCCCAAAUCGCUGACACUUUCACAGGACCACUGCAUGACAAAACCACCAAUGUACAGCAUCUUUAAACAGGAUUACCCAGCAUACUCACACUAUGGUCGGGAGGAUCCAGCCGUACCUCCAAAACUGGCAGAAGUCAUGCACAAAGACGACAGACAUUUUAACAACAGAGCAUCGGAAACUGUCUCCUCAUAUGAAUACAGAUUCCUGGAGAAGCCAGUGUUGAUGGAUGUCCACACGAGACUGAGUGCAACAAAUUUCAAGAUGGAUUCCGACACCAGUAAAUUUAAAUUAUUCGACACGACGCAUAACAGUUAUUUCAGACCCAUGAUGGACAAGAAUUUUAAGCGUCCCCAGCCGACCCAGAACAUAUCAGAGUCACAUAUUCCUAAUGGAGACCAGGAGAAAGAACAGAUACCAUUGUCUGAUUAUCGAGAGAAGUUUCAGGGGCACGACACUCGAAUCUUUAAAAUUGUGAAGGCUCCAUCGAUGCAUGAAGGUGGUCCACCAACUAUCAAGGGAGAUGAUCGACAUGUUCAUUUCCACACAAGUCAGAGAGAAGAAUUUCCUGGCAAAUGGCAACCAAGGGUUCCUUCACUACCAGCACCAACAGGAACUAAUGUACCUAAAGGAGACCCUGACAAAGAAUGCCUAAUGGACACCACGAUGAGGACCUCGUUUGUCUACCAGCAAGAUGCAAUUCACUUCAAACCCUACAACCGGUCCGAAGUCAGUGGAGAGUUGCUGAAGACGAACGUAAAACACUUUGAUGGGAACGGAACAUGGAACGACUACAAGAGUAUAUCAGCAGAAGCCUUCAAACCCAAAACAGUAAUAGUGAAACGUUAUGAGCCAAAGACGAGACGAAACCACAGCGAUCUGCCGGAGGGUGACCGUGAUCCUAACAGAGACUGUGAACGAAUGAGCACCACAACAAACAAUCUUUUUAUAGGCACUCAUCCACGAGGCCUGCACAACACCAUCAUUUCCGGGGCCAACAUCAGAACAAAGAGUAAUGUGUUGUUUGGAGCGCCGACCAUGCAGGGGACCUACUACAACCCAACAACAGGCAGCACAUACCAGCCCAAGUCUGUCCCUUACCUGUACAACAGAACCAAGUUCCGCAAAGCCAACGCUAUACCAGUCAAAUACUAUACUGAUUUGGUGACUCAACCCACUGCUUGGAGUGAUUACCAGAAUCCAAGACAAGAUAAAACUAAUCCAAAUGAUGCUGCCCUGGAGAAUCUGAAAAAGUCACACAUUUUCCCGCCACCUGAGAAAGACAUGUUUUUCAAGACGACGUACCGUGACCUGUACACUCCAAAAGAGGCAGAACAGUACUCGUACGACAGUGGACGUCUACAAUACAGCUCCGUUCCCUUAGGAACUCUCAGAAAGUCAGCUCAGAUUUAGUUUCACAUUUACAUAGACUGAAACACUGAUGUUAUAGGUACAGACUCGAAAACUGAUGCUACAUUAUUUCUCUAUAUGUCGAUUCAAAUUUAUUUUUUAAUCUAGGUCUAUAGAGACUCGAACACUGAUGCUAGGUAAUUUCUUUGAAGGUUGAUUCAAAUUUAAUUUUCCAUCUAGGUCUAAAACAAAAUGGAAAAAUUAUGCUAGGAAAUUUUUUCUGAAAUAUUUCGGUUAGUAAAUUACCAUUUACAAAGAUUGGAAAACUGUUUUUUUCUUGACAGAUUGAUGACUGUUACAUUUUUUUAUUACAUACAGUUUUCUUGCCUUCCAAGAUGUUUAAAGCAGUUUUUUCAUGAUAGUUUGAUAACCGUGACACUUUACUGACUACAGACCUUAGUUUUCACAUCUACACAGAUUGGAAAACUGAUAGUAAGACAUUUCUCAGAAUAUUUACCAAUUCUAAGAAAAUUAGGGUUAUAAAAGCAACAUAGUAGGCCUACAAAUAGGUUUUUUUUCAGUUUUAUUCUUGACAGUUUGAUUACCUUAGACUUUUCCCCCAUCUACACAUUUCUAAAAAUUUAUGCAUGACAUUGGGGUACUAAGCAACAUAGUACAAAUGUGUUUUCUAUUUUGCUAACGACAUUUUGGUGACCAUUAAGUUUACCGACUACAUAGGUUUUCACAUCAAAUCUUUUCAUGACAAUUUGAUGACCAUGACACAUUAUUGACUAGCCUACAGAUCAUAGUUUUCACAUCUACACAGAUUGGAAAACUGAUGCAAGGAAAUCAAGGUACUAAGCUAAAUAAUACAAAUUGUUCUUUGUUUGUCCUGACAAUUUGAUGAUCAUCACCCUCUUACUGACUAAACCUUUUUACCUAUAAUUGGCACCAAACUCUGUAUUUGUAGACUUUCCCAAUAUCUUGAAUCUGGACUUUAAAAUACCAUAAGAACCCAAUGAAGGCUUUGUUCUGUGUUCCUCCGUAUACUAAUAACUACUAGGUACAAUUGUUUGGCACAGAUACUGAUAUAUUAUAAUUAUACUAAAAAGAAAGUUUAUUGAAUUUUAAUCUUACCAAUUUUAAACGUGUGUACCAUUGAGAAACACAUGUAAUGUAUGAAAAUUUAAAAACUGUUUUUUUCUGAUGUGAGUGUUCUUUUUGUUUUAAAAUAUUUUUCAAAUGGAAACCUGUGAGACAUUUUUUUAAACAUUUAAAUUUAUUCUUUGAUGGAUCCUUAUGCUAUAUAUAGUUGUCUGUGUUUCUAGUCCAUUAACAGAAUAUAUGUGUGUUUUGCAUUUCUGUGUGGAAGCCAGUGGCUUGUUUGCAUUUUUAUAUCUAUAUACAAAUUGUAUUUGACGUGUACGUGUAUUGUGAUCUUAUUCACUUUUUAUACAUGGUACAGGGGUAUUGCAUGAUUUUUAUGUCAAAUCAACAUUUUCACAUGUUUGGUUGAGUUCUGCAUUUAUAAAACAAGCAAAUUAACUAAAAAUUAAAUAACUAUUAUUUUGAAUGUUAAAUGAGCUCAUUACUGUAUCAUGUUUAUAUGUACACUAAAUAAUUGUGCGGCAGACAUUAAUUCAAUUAAAUUUUGUUUAUUUAAUGACACAACUAGAGCACAUUGAUUUAUUAAUCAUCGGCUACUGGAUGUCAAACAUUUGGUAAUUCUGAUGUAUAGUCUUAGAGAAGAAA